GAUAUAGUGGUUGGUGAAUGCUGAUUGAUUCCUAAUACACUAAAAACAACCAUGACAAAAAUAUGAAUGUGCAUAAGACUAACCACACAUGUACUAGGAUACAUAUUCAAGACUAUGUCAAAUCUUGUGAGUAAGAAAAAUAAUAAUUUUAAAUUUGGAUUUUUUCUAUAAAUAUUUAAAAGGAAAUGAACUAUUAGCCUUUCUAUAUUAAAAAAAUUCCCUCAUAAAAUAUGGAAAAUUAUCAAAGCAAAUGAUCAUGCUCAACACUAUAUCCACCCAUUGUCUUCUCUUCAAACUCUUUUGGCCAUGCGAAAAAUGCUCCAUUAAUUUUUUUUUCAAAUACUAAAAUUUGAGCCAUUUGAUGUUGAAAACUUCUUCUUUUACAUAAAAUUUUUUAUUAGAAUGAAAAUGUUGAAGACUUUCAUUUGUUUUUAUUAUUUAAUUUUUGGUAUUUUUAUAAUGUAUAUUCGAUUGCACGCACACAACCAAUAAGAAUAAGGGUUGUGAGCAAAUUAUCUAUCCAAUAUCAAAUAGUGAUAUGCAAUUCAUGCCUUGUAGCCGCUUUUUUGUGUGUGUUUUCCCACUCUAAAAAUGAUUAAGUUGUGGUUAUUAUUUCUUUAAGAGUGUAGCUUUCACAAUGCUUAACCACCAUUGACUGUGAUUUAUCAUUGACUCGUUGUUAUUACUAUUAUCAUAACAAUGUCAUUUUUUCCUCCAAAUGGAGCAUCAUUAAUAUUAAAAUGAACGGGCGAAUGCAGUUUUGGGGUUAAACCACAAACAACACUGAAUUGUAGAGUUCCGAACGCGCAAUAUCUCGAGGGGUGUCGUUGUGGCAAGGCCAAGAUCGCAAAUGAAAAUGGUUGAAACUACCAUCGAGUACAUCUUAAAAAGCACUCGCUUAUAUACUCAUGCAUCUAACCUCUUCUGAAGAUUCUCACUAGUUGCAUGAGGUCGGAGCUUGUCUCAGGAGUACGUAGUAUCCUUCGUUCUGAAUCCGGAGAAAGAUUCACAUCGUCGUGGGAAAUUUUGAUGAUAUGAAUUAGUUGUAAUUCAAGUACGGUGAUUCAUGUAUCCAAAAUCUCUAUGCUCAAACUCAUUGUCCAAAUGUAUAAAACGAUGCUUUAAAACCAUAUCCCAAAAUUUGUAAAAUUUCGUGAUCUAUGGAUUGGGUUUGGGUAACUAACUUGUUGGAUUUGCAUCAAUCUAUCCUUGGGAUCUUCUGAAGAUUCAUAUAUAUUGAGAAUCUAGAUUAUCCAUGGUAAAAUGAAGUCCAUGUCACCUAAAUAUAACAAAUAACCGCAUAACAACUUUAACGCAUUCCUUCAUUCCAUCACAAAGCUAUACUUGUAGUAGUAAUCUACUUAAACAUUCGAUCCGAGCAGCCAUGAUCCACUUCAAAAGAUUUUUAAUGGAUAUGUACUGUCCGCUUCUCAUCUGAUCCGUUGUCAUAUGUACUUUUUAAGUAAUUAACCCACAAAAAACAUGUUGAUGUUCGACUAAAAAUUAAGGGGAUUGCUAUUCGUCGCCCUAAAACUCUUUAUUUGUCGCCCUAACAUUUGUUAAAAUGACUUAAAUAUCCUUAGUCCAUAUCAUGACAGGAAGAGAGUUAAUUGCCCAAAGGUAAACACGAAAACUAAUGCAUAAUAAAGCAUACUGGCCAUUCUUCAUACACAAUUAUAUAUGCUUUAAUUUCAUUAGUGAUUUUGGUUUCCAUACGGAAUCAACUGAGGAAGCAGGCUUCGGAUGGUAAUUAGUAGUGGGAAUCCUUAUCCGAAAAUGCAAUGCAGAAGCAUAAAUGAAUCAUGUUUUGGAAGCCAUGCAGAAGCAGAAAAUGGUCCGCGACCUGCCUACGAGCUCUCCGGCGACGGGCUGGUGGGAUUCUUUCUCAGUAAUGAUAGGAGGACGGUGAGGUGGGGGAAUGGGAGCGGCGGCGGAUUGGGAGAACGGCAGCGGUGGUCGUACGAGGAGUGGCGGCGGGUUGGGGGAACGGCAGCAGUGGUUCAGGUUAGGGAUUACGGAUUGAAUUUGGGUACAAGGAUAUAAUUGUCAAUAUAGUAUGAUUUAGGGCGAAAUAAUUUAAAUUUUAGGGCGACAAAUAGCAAUUCAGAAAAUUAAACAAAAGGAAAAGUCGAGUGACUACCACGAUUAACUCAAAUCCUGGCCACAAACUUAAUUCGAAACAUCGAAUUAAUCCUCAUUUGCUUGUUGGAUUUGAAAACAAGGGUUUUUUGUUUUAAAAUCUUUAGAUUUAUGAUGGAUUUGUUGCAUUAUGGAUUUGAAAGAAUACAUUGUUUGUUUAGUUAUUUUUUUAUCAUGAAUUUAUGAAGGAUUUGUCUUACAACUUUACCUUUCAUUGUCAAAUCCAAAAUAAAAUGUGUGAUUUGCAAAUCCGUGGGGUCCAUGGAUUUGGAUACAAAAAAAUGGGUCCAAAUCCGUGGGUUCCACGAAUUUGCCUCUCUUAAGCAAACAAUGGUAUGUCAAGUCCUUGAUGCUUGGAAUUUGGGUGUCAAAUCCAUCACCCAAAUCUCACAAGCAAACGAUAUUAAACCUUGUAUGUUUACCGAGGAGCUAACUUUGUGAGUUAUGUAACAUGGAUCGAGACAUUCGAUUUGUUCAUUUUGAAUUUCUUAGUCGGUUGUUUGAUACACAAAACUCGUCAUCCCGCUCUGCACAAAACUCGUUCAUCUUUCUUACCAAGACAUUACCUCACAAGAUGCAUAUGAUCAUAUUGACAACUCAACUGUCCUCUUAAUACUCAACUGGUAAUGAUGUUUUAAUGUACUCAAAACCGUACUUCAAAACUUGAAAUCUUGCACUUUUACGCUUCUAAAUCAUCAAAAUACUUCUAUGUAGAAUUGCAUUUUUUACUUACAAAUAUAGUCAAAAUCAUGCUAUAUAACUUAAAACUCUUCUACAUCGGAUCACACUUUUAAUUGCAUUGGUUGUUCUGCCCACCAGAAAAAAAAAACCUUUCCAUAUAAUUUGUCCAAUGAUUUUACCUAAAAGAGCGCGUGAUGAUCACUCAGCAAUGGAGAGAGAGUGGGGGGUGGGUACGAAUUGGAUUAGGUCAGCGUCGUGGCCAAUAGGAAGUACACUUCACGGUUCCCUCGUCCCCCUGCCCCAUCUUUGUUCAGAUUGGGCCCCCAGCCCACUACAUCUUCAGGUCCACGGGCUCCCGCCACGUUUCGACAUCUUAUUGGCUGGAUUCCUAAUCAAGUGGUGGGACCCGUUUUCGACUGCGGAGAUUCCCCAAAACGCCCCAGAAAGAAAGGCAGCCUUUUUUACCUGCCGAUAACGACACGCGAUGGUCGCACGAUAUCAGGAAGACAAGGACAUUUCGGGAAUUGCAACAACAAAUAUUGGUGGGUCCCACAGCUGCCUUCCCGCCGUCCGACGUGACGACGAGUGCGCCAAUGAUUUUUUUUUUUUUUUGGGGGUUGAGUUGUCGAGAAUUGACUUGGUUCGACCGGCUAGCUAGGUUACUGGCGGAAAGGGUUGGUUUUGGUGGUUCGAGUUGGGAGAAAUAAGUAUGUGAGAGCACCUGAAAUAAAGGGCAGGUGACGAUUCGGUCCACAUACAUAACCGAAUUAAUGUUCGGAGUGAAUCAUAUAUUAAUCGAUUCAGUUUUGAUUUCAUGAAUCAUCUUAUAAUAGAGGAAAAGAAGGGAUCGUUGAAAUCCGAACGAAACAUAAUCGAAUCAAAUGAGUUUUUUUUUUAGUUUUGUUCAGCUGAUCCUUUUUUCCUUUAUUUUUGCUCUAGUCUGUUCCCGAUUCGGUUCAGCUUUGGACUGAUCCAAACCAUGCCACCCCCCUUCAUGAAACCCAAAUCUGUGAAGUCCCUCGUCAAAUUCAAGCUUCAGAGAGAGUCCGAGAUAAGGUCUCCAAACUCAACCUUAUCGAGUGACAAGCAAUCCAAUACAGACAACUUGACUGAACGAUAUCAAUCGUAGGUCUACGCACCGAUCCGUGAUAGGUGCUCUAAGUUUCUAGAAAUAUGGAGGAUCACAAGUAAAAAGAAAGAGAGUCAACGACUCAUGAAAGCCAUUGAUGAUGUCUACACAAGCAAUAGAAGUUAGAUGCAAGGCACUCAUCAUCUUAACCUGUGUUGACAACCAAUUGCCAGCCAAGUACACCCCCAAAAAAAAGGGUCAUCAUCAUCAUCAUUAUCAACAACUAAACUAACUGAAGCAUAUUAUUAUUGGUUCAUUAUUAAUUAAUUAAUUAUGUGUCAUGCAUGUGAGAUGUGAAUAAGAAAUAGUUUUCAUAUUUAUUCAUCUCAACACACAUGUGGGAACAAAUACUGCAGAUCGAUUUGUAAUAUGAGUUGUGAAAUUUGCCUAUUUUAGAGGGGUUGAGUGUUGCAGCAAGAUGUUCUGGAGAGUUUGAUUUGAAGCAAUGGGGUUGCACUUUUGGAUGGUUGGAAAUGGCUCUUUUUGAAGGAAAGUGGGAAGAGUGAGCACAAUUGGAUAAAAAGAGAAAAUUAAAAUUGUUGUUGAAGUUACCUUGAAAUCGCUUGUUGGUGAUCAUCACUCAAUAGGUAAUUUUGACAUGUCUCGACCAGUUUGGAGGUGAGGUGUAGCCGUGCAUUCACUAUCUACUUUUAUUUCUCCUCUUUCAUUUUUCCUAACUCAUUGUUUGCCCAAUACGACUUUGAGUUAGUGCAAGACUCAAUCUUUCAAAGAGUAUAUUGUUUCGUUUUCAUUUAAAAAGUAUUCCCUUUCUUUUCUCUUUAUAAAAUUGAAUUGUUAUGUUUUUGUCUUCAAAUAAUAUGCAAAUAAGAAUAACACUCAAACCGAGCGAACAAUUGAUUGCUCUCGUGAUACUUUCAACCUAUAAAUUUUAGGUUCGUAUAUCUUAAAUAGCAUGUAAUAAUAAAAACAAACAUAUAUCGCUCUUAAAUAAAAUAACACUCGAUCUGCCUUGGCAUAUAUAUUUGUCCCGCCCCAUUCCCAUUACUAUUGGCAAUUUGAAUAAACAAAUUCCUGGCCA
Messenger RNA from Linum trigynum, 4988 nucleotides. NCBI's taxonomy places the organism in Eukaryota, Viridiplantae, Streptophyta, Magnoliopsida, Malpighiales, Linaceae. The record is from the annotation of a GenBank genome assembly.